This is a messenger RNA of Kwoniella shivajii, 2772 nucleotides long. RefSeq lists its product as uncharacterized. Bases 1 to 2772 code for a protein of 923 amino acids. Lineage: Eukaryota; Fungi; Basidiomycota; Tremellomycetes; Tremellales; Cryptococcaceae. The transcript has 3 exons. The record is from RefSeq and is a predicted model, not a curated record.
AUGGCCUUUAACCUCGAUAAAGGUACAAGACGCCGGUCGUCUUCGUCUUCCGAUUCUUCUUCAUGUUGGUCAGCACCCAAUACCCCAACACCAAUUCGGUAUGCACCCUUGAUACGUAAAGGUCAAUUACAACCUGGACCUCACCAUCCUUCCACUCGCACUCAAAAAGUUAACGCUAAAGUGAAAGCGGAAUUCUCAUUUACGGUUCCAAUAGUUAAAAGAAGAUCGGGUUCAUCAUCUUUCAGAACUUAUAGAGCUCCAAACGAUCUCGAAAGUGAAGAUACAGAUACGGAUACAGAUGGUGAAAUUACUGAAACCGAAUUAGGUACUGCAUUAAGCGAUGUAGAAUCUCAUUUGAAUAAUCCGUCUUCCGAAAGUGGGAGCGGUAGUGGCAAUGGAACUGGUGGAGGGGGAUUAGACGUCGAAGGCGAUGAAGUUGAUAUGGUUUUACUUGAAGAUAAUAAGAUUAGUCCAUCUCCCGCUUGGUUCGAUAGGAAAGGGAAGAAAAGAGCUAGAGAAUAUGACGAUGAAGAUAUGAUGGAAGAACACGACGGUGAUGAUGAGAUGGAAACUGAAGUUUUAUUGAAUGUGAGACAAAAGGGAAAAAGGCCGUCGAAGUAUUCUAGAAAAACAUCUUCCUAUCCACAAGAGAAGGCCUCGGCCCUACGAUCCAACUUUUCUGUUGUUGGAAAUAUCUGCGAUAGGAUGGGGGGUUUGCACGCUUCAAGUACUAUUAUAGCUAUGAACGUUGACGUCCCUCUCGCACCUUCUUCAUCAUCGUAUCCAACAGAGAAACAUCCUUAUCUGGUAGCUUAUGACACAGCAAGCAAAGAAGCAGGCGCAGGCGCCUUCACUUCAACUUGGGUACCUUCUGGACAUUCCAAAAGCCGAAAGAACGUAUCUAGAAAACGCGGUCAACCUAAGAAAUGUUUCCAACAACUAACAGCUAGUGAAGAUCCCUUUGUCAAUCUUCCAGCUUUCCAAAAUUGGCAAGGUGUCAAUGUCAAAUCACCCGCCAGUUCAGAAGUUUCAGCUAUGGAUAUCAGUGAUACGGAAGAUCAAAUUUUGGUUGAUGAAGAAAUGAUAACUAUCGAAGAUAUUACUGCUGGCGGUAACUCAGAUAUCGAUAUGAAAUCCAUUUCUUCAAACUCUACGCAUCCGCCCCUUCAUUCAUCUCAUGACCGGAUCAGGAUUAGAGAAAAAUACGAUCAUACUAUUCCUCUUGCUAAAAUCCAACUUGAUUCGAUUGAUCGACAAUCGUCAACUCCCUCUGGAAGGAGUAUACAUCAUCGACAUCGACUUCGAGCUUUCCCCGAAAGAGCGCCUGGUCAAAAGUCAACCUCACAUCUUCAUAGAACAUCUCCUUCUUCAUUAUUACCUUAUCGAAUAUAUAUGACCCGUUCACACAAACCUCCAGCUAUCACUCCCAAUCACAAAAACCGUUCGACACCUGGUAGAGUCAAGUUCGGCACGUGUAUAACAGGUCAAUCAUUCUUAUCUAUCCUUCGAGCCAAGUUAUCUGUGCGAAGAUCUCGUCGACAGAAGAUGUCCAACCAUAAUGCUAAGACGCAAGAUGGUGACUGGAACAAGAUGGUCGGGAAAUGGUGGGGACAUGAGCAGGUCUCGCGAUCGACUAAUAAAUGGUGGCUUCUGAUUCGCGGUCCAGAUGAAGUGGAAGUUGAAGCACUACUGCUCCCUGUAAGGGCGACCGAAGAUGAAAUAAUGCUCUCUCCACCUUCAAGUCCCGAAGUACUCAAUCAAUCCAGAAAAAGAGUGGUCGAAGAAGCUACGGAUGAUCUCAGGAUAGGUGAAGAAGUGGAGGAACGAUGGUCUAGAAGGAAUCAACUCCGUCAACAGGAGUUGCAAUCCUACUGUUCUAGUGAGAAACUAAAAAGGCAAGCUAGAAGAGCAGAACAGAGACGUGUCCAAGCUGCAGAAAUCCAAAGACGAUUAGCAGAAGUCAACGAAAGACUCCGUGUUGAGGAAGUUGCAAGGCGAGAAGCUGUACGAUUGGCUCAAGAAGAACAAGCUAGAUUACAUCUGUACCAGCAACAACAAGCUAGACUAGCUCAAGAAGCUGAAGCUGAGAGGAUUCGUCAGGAAGAAGAAGAAGCUAAUCGAUUAGCGGUUGAAACUCCACCAAGUCCAGCACAAAGUGAAACAAGCUUGGUCAUCUCGGAUCCCCCAGAGUAUGAAUUCCCUUUCUAUCCUGUAGUCUUAUCCAGACCGACCAAUCUUCCCUCAUCUGCUCCCAGACGACGAGUUGUUCCUACUCAGCCUGACCAUCUACCGGCUUAUCUCCCAGAUAGAUGGAACAACAGAUCCCCCCCUCCACCUCCACCAUACAAUGCUAGAACAGAUUGUCAUACUUUAAUCGCACCUGUCUUCAUCGAAGACUCUGAGGAUGAACAUCAAGAUGAGGACGAUGAAGACGAAGAUGAGGAUGAUGAACCUGGAUUAGCAUCUCCCUUGGUAUCGGUACGAAGAGAAGGUAGAGGUAGAUUUACUUCUCCUGAACCUAGAGUAAUUGGUUCAUUCCCUUCAAGACGACUAUUCGCUCCAACUCCUAUCAGAGCCAACAUCGACCCGAUCAGAGCUUUUGAAGCUGCUUUAGACUUAGAAGAAGGCGCAGAAGAGGACGAAGCUGCAAUAAUUGAUGAUGACAUGGACGAGGACGAUACUGAGGAAGAUGUGAUUCCAGGUGGAAGAGUAGCUGGUAUGUUUCAGAGUAUUUUCGGGAUGGUCUGGAGUAAUUCAUCAGUGAGAAGGUGA